Messenger RNA from Sesamum indicum (sesame), 3547 nucleotides. It is a transcript of the gene CESA4, whose product is annotated as cellulose synthase A4. Gene Ontology annotation, cellular component: membrane. The record is from RefSeq and is a predicted model, not a curated record. Gene Ontology annotation, molecular function: cellulose synthase (UDP-forming) activity. Gene Ontology annotation, biological process: cellulose biosynthetic process. NCBI's taxonomy places the organism in Eukaryota, Viridiplantae, Streptophyta, Magnoliopsida, Lamiales, Pedaliaceae.
UUCCAAUCAAACCUUCAAUUUGACCCCUCACCUAUGACCUGUUGUUACCACACACACAACACACACUAAUUCUUAUAAACUCUCUUAACCAGCCACUUCUCCCCCCACCACAUUCAUUCUUCCUCUCUCCAUUUUCCUGCCAUGGCUGGUCUCUUCACUGGCUCUCAUGGCCGCAACGAUCUCCACGUCCUGCAUGCUGCCGAUGAGCACCGGCCUCCAACACGCGGAUCCACAACCAAAACAUGUCGGGUUUGUGGGGACGAGAUUGGACUGAACGAGGACGGAAGGGUUUUCGUGGCUUGCCACGAGUGUGGAUUCCCAGUCUGUCGACCUUGCUACGACUACGAGAGGAGCGAAGGCCACCAGACCUGCCCUCAAUGCAACACGCGCUACAAGCGUCAUAAAGGUUGUGCUAGGGUUGAAGGAGAUGAUGAAGACAAUCAUGAUGAUGAUGACUUUGAAGAUGAAUUUCAGCUCAAGAAUCGCCAUCAUCACACUCUUGAUCCUCACCAUGUGGAACUUGGAGACCACAGUCAGCAUCAAGUUCAUAUGAAUGGAGCAACCGUUCGUUCUGUUGCUGGAAGUGUUGCAGGUAAAGAUUUUGAAGCUGAAAAAGAAGCUUACAACACUGAGGAAUGGAAGGAGAGAGUGGAGAAAUGGAAAACCAGACAAGAAAAGAGAGGUCUUAUUACCAAAGCAGAUGAUGGUGGACAUGAUGAAGAUGAUGAUGACUUCCUUAUUGCUGAAGCCCGGCAACCACUCUGGCGAAAAGUCCCGAUUCCUUCGCGCUUGAUCAGCCCUUAUCGCAUAGUCAUUGUCAUUCGGUUCAUCAUUCUGUGUUUCUUCUUCCAUUUUAGAAUCUUGACACCAGCAAAAGAUGCUUAUCCCUUAUGGAUUAUCUCUGUGAUAUGUGAGAUAUGGUUUGGUUUGUCCUGGAUUCUUGAUCAGUUCCCAAAAUGGUUACCCAUUAACCGUGAAACUUAUCUUGAUCGCCUCUCGUUGAGGUUUGAACGUGAGGGUGAGCCCAAUCAGCUGUCCGCGGUUGAUUUCUUUGUGAGCACAGUGGACCCUCUUAAGGAACCUCCCAUUAUUACAGCAAACACGGUGCUGUCAAUCUUGUCUGUUGAUUAUCCAGUGGAGAAGGUGAGUUGCUAUGUGUCGGAUGAUGGUGCCUCCAUGCUUCUAUUUGAUACAUUGUCUGAAACUGCUGAGUUCGCGAGGAGGUGGGUGCCGUUCUGCAAGAAGUAUAACGUUGAACCGAGGGCACCUGAGUUCUACUUCUCUGAGAAAAUUGACUACCUGAAAGAUAAGGUUCAGCCUACUUUUGUAAAGGAUCGCAGGGCCAUGAAGAGAGAAUACGAAGAGUUCAAAGUGAGAAUCAAUGCAUUGGUGGCUAAAGCUCAGAAGAAACCAGAAGAAGGAUGGGUUAUGCAAGAUGGGACUCCAUGGCCAGGGAACAACACUCGUGAUCACCCUGGCAUGAUUCAGGUAUAUUUGGGAAGUGAAGGUGCACUUGAUAUUGAAGGUAAGGAGCUACCACGGUUAGUGUACGUCUCACGUGAGAAACGACCAGGCUACCAGCACCAUAAGAAAGCUGGUGCAAUGAAUGCUCUGGUCCGAGUUUCUGCAGUGCUCACUAAUGCACCAUUCAUAUUGAACCUGGAUUGUGAUCAUUACCUCAAUAACAGCAAAGCUGUAAGGGAAGCCAUGUGCUUUUUGAUGGAUCCGCAAAUAGGGAAGAAGCUCUGUUAUGUUCAGUUCCCACAGAGAUUUGAUGGUAUUGAUAGACACGAUAGAUAUGCCAAUCGGAACGUCGUAUUCUUUGAUAUCAACAUGAAAGGUCUGGAUGGCAUCCAAGGGCCUGUAUAUGUUGGCACUGGAUGUGUCUUUAACAGGCAGGCAUUAUACGGCUACGAUCCCCCUGCAUCUGAGAAGCGUCCCAAGAUGACAUGCGACUGCUGGCCCAAGUGGUGCUGCUGUUGUUGUGGUGGAUCAAGGAAGUCUAAGGAUAAGAAGAAAGGACUUAAGUCUUUACUUGGGCUUGGAGGACUAUAUAGCAAGAAGAAGAAAAUGAUGGGCAAGCAGUACACUCGUAGAUCAUCUGGACCAGCUUUUGAUCUUGAGGAAAUUGAAGAAGGGCUGGAAGGAUAUGAUGAAUUGGAAAAAUCAUCACUCAUGUCCCAAAAGAAUUUCGAAAAACGGUUUGGAAUGUCGCCAGUUUUCAUUGCUUCUACUCUCAUGGAAGAUGGUGGUCUUCCUGAGGGGACCAGCCAGACAUCAUUAAUCAAAGAAGCCAUUCAUGUUAUUAGCUGUGGCUAUGAAGAAAAAACCGAAUGGGGGAAGGAGAUUGGAUGGAUUUACGGUUCAGUUACAGAAGAUAUUCUGACAGGUUUCAAGAUGCAUUGUAGAGGAUGGAGGUCUGUUUACUGUUCACCAAAGAGACCUGCUUUCAAGGGAUCAGCUCCCAUCAAUCUGUCUGAUAGAUUACACCAAGUUCUGAGAUGGGCUCUUGGUUCGGUUGAAAUCUUCCUUAGUCGUCAUUGUCCACUUUGGUAUGGCUAUGGAGGAAAACUUAAAUGGCUUGAAAGACUUGCUUAUAUUAACACCAUUGUGUACCCGUUCACUUCCAUUGCUCUGCUAGCCUAUUGCGUACUGCCGGCUGUGUGUCUUCUUACUGGAAAAUUUAUUGUUCCAACUUUGAAUAACCUAGCAAGCAUAUGGUUUAUCGCGCUUUUCCUCUCCAUCAUAGUAACCGGCGUGCUUGAGCUCCGAUGGAGUGGAGUUAGCAUAGAGGAUUGGUGGCGCAAUGAGCAAUUCUGGGUCAUUGGUGGUGUAUCGGCACAUCUUUUUGCAGUUUUCCAAGGUCUUCUCAAGGUCCUUGCUGGAGUAGAUACAAAUUUCACCGUCACAGCAAAAGCAGCCGAUGAUGCUGAGUUUGGGGAGCUCUACCUCUUCAAAUGGACAACGCUUCUCAUUCCUCCAACAACAUUGAUAAUCAUUAAUAUGGUCGGUGUGGUGGCUGGAGUUUCUGAUGCCAUCAACAAUGGAUAUGGCUCUUGGGGUCCUCUAUUCGGGAAACUAUUCUUUGCCUUUUGGGUCAUUGUUCAUCUCUAUCCAUUCCUUAAGGGGUUGAUGGGAAGGCAAAACAGGACUCCUACAAUUGUGGUUCUCUGGUCAAUUCUUCUGGCUUCAAUCUUCUCACUUGUUUGGGUUAGAAUUGAUCCUUUCUUGCCCAAGCAAACUGGCCCUAUACUCAAACAAUGUGGUGUGGAGUGCUGAUGUCCUACAAAUUGCACCUUUUGAUUGUUCACAAUCUCUUUGCCAUUUUUGCCUUGCAGUUUGGUUUGGAAGUAUUGUUAUAGUGCAUAUGUGAUCACAGCAGAAGCUUUCUAAGCAUCUUGCUUGCAAUAGGGAAACUAAACUGCUUCCAUCUGCACUCUCAAGGGUUCCCAUUUGUGCCUUACCUUUCACUAUAUUUUUCUACAAAUGUAAGCCCUGGGUAAAAAAGCUUUUUGAGUAUACAUCAUUUUUUCUCAUUUCAUUUUCA